AUGUCUGUUAGUUUAUUGCAGAUAGAUGCUGAAGCUCUUGGGAAGAAUGCAGAAACUGUGUUCAGAGACAAAGGAGGGAAGAGAAGAAACUUAAAAGAAGAAAAACUGAAGCAGAGGGCAGAAGAUGCCAAAAAGGAAGAGAUGAAUGAAAAGUAUAUGGUUUGGGGGAAAGGAAUGGCACAAAAAGCACAACAGGAACAGACGCUGCAGGAAACACUACAUGAAAUGGACAAGCCCCUCGCAAGAUUCAAAGAUGACGAGGUUUUGGACGCCAUGUUGAAGGAGCGAGAGCGGGCAGAGGACCCCAUGCUGGCAUAUAUGCAGAAGAAGAAAGCUAAGGAAAACAAAGGAGGGUCAAAGGCCAAAGCCAAACCAAGGUACCGUGGCCCAGAGCCUCCCCCUAACCGCUUUAACAUUUGGCCCGGGUACAGGUGGGACGGGGUCGACAGAUCCAACGGAUUUGAGAAGGAAUUCUUCGCCAAGAUGGCCAACAAGAAAGCUGUAGCAGAUAUGGCAUAUAAAUGGAGUGUGGAAGAUAUGUGAACACUGUUUUGUUCCACCGAGUCUCGGAUAUGUUUAUAGGCUAAAUGUAGGAGUGAUAUUUAGAAGGUCAGGCUCUUAAUCUAAGGGAGAGAAAAGAUGG
Molecule: messenger RNA, 643 nt
Organism: Lingula anatina
Lineage: Eukaryota; Metazoa; Brachiopoda; Lingulata; Lingulida; Lingulidae
Biological process (GO): mRNA splicing, via spliceosome
Cellular component (GO): RES complex; U2-type spliceosomal complex
Molecular function (GO): RNA binding
Source: RefSeq, a predicted model, not a curated record